This is a messenger RNA of Lycium barbarum (goji berry), 504 nucleotides long. RefSeq lists its product as uncharacterized. Gene Ontology annotation, cellular component: nucleus. The transcript has 2 exons. The record is from RefSeq and is a predicted model, not a curated record. NCBI's taxonomy places the organism in Eukaryota, Viridiplantae, Streptophyta, Magnoliopsida, Solanales, Solanaceae. Gene Ontology annotation, biological process: chromatin remodeling. Bases 1 to 504 code for a protein of 167 amino acids.
AUGACUACUAAGCUAGUUUUGGGAGGGUUAACUUUUAACAUAAUCAGUGUGUAUGCGCCUCAGGCAGGUUUGGCUAAGGAGGACAAAAGGCGCUUUUGGGAGGAGUUAGACGAGGUUAUGAGGGGUAUUUCGCAGACUGAGAAACUAUUGUUAGGAGGGGAUUUUAAUGGCCACAUAUGGACUACUUCAGGAGGAUAUGAUGAUGUGCAUGGCAGGAAGGAGCACUUGGUGACCUACCGUAGUGUGGUGGCUAAAACUCAGAUAGACUACUUGCUCGUUACGAAGGGUGGUAGGGGUGUUUGCAAGGAUUGCAAGGUUAUCCCGAGCGAGAAUCUUGCAACCCAACAUAAGCUCGUGGUUAUGGACCUAGAGAUCAAGAUGAAGAAGAAAAAGAGGGUUGCUUAUGACUGGCCAAAGAUUAGAUGGGGAAGUCUGACUGACACCAAAGCUCAGGAGAUGAGGGAGAGGUUGGGGGCUAUGGGGGCCUGGGGAAGCAGUGGGUAA